GACGCAGGCACGCAGUCACGCAGGCACGCAGUCACGCAGUCAGAGGCACGCAGUCGCAGGGACGCAAUGCACCGUCAACUUGUUCACAUCGGAACAAUCCGCUGUCAACAACCGCGAGCACACAGACCAACACGCUGCACAGCACCGCACAUGAGACAGAGCGGCCCGUUCUCUGGAGGCAGCUCAGCAGAGCGUCUCUGCUCAUUGGCCCUUUGUGCUUCUAGAAACAUCAGCCUCUUUUUUUCUUAACGCAGCCUGCAGCGCAGCCGAGCACUGCAAUGUGCUGACACCAUCAGCAGCUAUUCUAAAGCCCAGCACAGCUCCAUCACCAAAGCCUGGACGAGGAGGAAAAGCCUGUAUUUCAGUGAGCACACGUGUGCUGUAUAAUGUUCUGGAUCCACUUCUGUUGGACGAGUAGUGGAUGAUGUGCUGCGGAGCCUCCUCCCACACCGUCACCUGCCACUGAUGAUCCAUGGUUCAAUAGUUUAUGAUCCCUGAGCAGCAGCAGAAGCAGCAUAAUAACACAAUUAUUGAUCCAAACUUCAUUCAUCACUGUAGACGAGCACAGACUCUUAAACUCGGAGCCUUGAAGUCCAACCAGGACUUGAUGACAACUUUGUUUUCUCUUUCAUGUUCAUCUGUCCUGCGUAACGUCUGCUCCACCCUGGUUUCCUUUUCUAAGACUCCCUCGGUAUCAGUGGCUCAUACGAGUCACCGCGAGGGAGCAGGAACUGCAGCAGCAAACUAGAAUGUUGUGAAAGGAGACGUGACAUCAAGCAGAGGCUCACAACAGCUUCCAGGCAACGGACCGGUCCUGCACCGGAACCAGUCAAGAGGAGGUGCACAGGAACGGAUCCGGAGGUGGAGCUGGACUCACUGCUACCAGGUCCGUGAUGCUCUCUGUUGGAUGACGAUCUAGAGGCACAAUGUCCACGUCGGAUUCGGAUUGUUCUCUCGACUGGCUCGCCAGCGAUGAGGACGACUGUGACGGUCCACAGAACCCUGAGCUGGUGGUGGAGCCACCGGCGCCGUCCUCGACCAGAAGCUCCUUCUGCUCCGGAACCCACAAGAGGAGGAGGAGCGACUGUAAGGACGAAGACGCAUUCAGGCCCAUUCAGGGGUUCACCUCGGUGUGUCUGUUGGCCCGGGACAGAGCGCACGGUACCGGUCGGGCAGAACCAGACACAGAACACAAACAGUUCACGCACAAGCUCGCGGAGCUGCAGUGCUACCUCCAGCCUCUGUCCACCAUCCUGUGCGGCCUCAGAUCAGGCAGAUACUCUGAACGACUCAGCAGGUUUCAAGAGAGCGUCGCAAUGGACCGAAUCCAGAGAAUAAUGGGCGUCAUCCAGAAUCCAGACAUGGGUGGACGCUUCUUCAGUAUUAUACUGAAAAUGGAAGAAAUGCUCCAUAGUUGGUUCCCUCACAUCAAAGCUACUCUGGCGCAGACGGACGACAGCACUGCAGCCAAGAAGCAGAAGCAGCAGAACCAAAGCAGUGCCUCCUCUCCACACGUGGAGCCGGCAGCUUCCUACUCUUCCACUCAGCUCAGGCGGCUUCACUCAUCACUCGCCUGCUCCCUGAAGGCCCCCGAGUCGAGGCCCAGCCCACCAACACGCUGCAGCCAAGGAGUGACCCAGGACAACGCCGUGUCCUCCAGCACAGACUCACUCGCAGGGCCCAGGCGCCGCCUCAGCAGGGGGCCGCUGCCCUUCAAGGUCAGCUCGCCUUGUCUGGAAAGACUCCUGCAGGCAAAGGAGAGCAUCAUUGCUCCCAGGACUGUGGGGGAGGACGGCUGGUUACCAUGGCUGCCUGCAGACGACAGCUAACGCGCUGUGGUGAACCUGUGGCCGACGUGGGGCCGGAUCUCAGAGACAGGCUUUCAUCUGUCCAGAGCCCCAUGAUACAAUAAAGAAAGGCCUUUGAAAAGCACCAAUCACAUCCUUCUUGAUCUUUUGUUGAUGCAGGACGAAAGAGUCCAAACAGGUGCUGACACCCGUUAGGUUGUUGUUGAGACACUGGGAAGGUUAAAGGUUCAAACAGCAGAGGUGCUACUCAGACAAAUUCAUACUCUAAUGAAGGAACCAUGAGCUCAGAGGUUCAGUUCACGGCUGAAUAUUUGACUCUUACCGUGUUUAAGCGACUUGUCUUGAGGUGUUAAAUGAUUUCUACCUCAUGAUGCUGCCUCAAAGUAUCGGAUUUGUACCUUCAAAUUUGGCUGGAUUUCAAUAAAAUACAUUUGACAAGA
This is a messenger RNA of Betta splendens (Siamese fighting fish), 2248 nucleotides long. RefSeq lists its product as uncharacterized. Gene Ontology annotation, biological process: circadian regulation of gene expression; negative regulation of DNA-templated transcription. The transcript has 6 exons. Bases 927 to 1829 code for a protein of 300 amino acids. NCBI's taxonomy places the organism in Eukaryota, Metazoa, Chordata, Actinopteri, Anabantiformes, Osphronemidae. Gene Ontology annotation, cellular component: nucleus. The record is from RefSeq and is a predicted model, not a curated record. Gene Ontology annotation, molecular function: RNA polymerase II cis-regulatory region sequence-specific DNA binding.